AUGUUUAGGAAUAUUUAUUCCGGUUUGAAAAGAGUUGGAAUUAGCAGGCUGCUGUCUGCUUAUAUAUCUUCUUGGUUAAAUCAUAUCUUGCAGCUCCAAAAAAAAAUGAUUUUGAAAUGUUUUUGUUUUGUCUCCCGAGAAGAAGAACCAAAGAUCAGGUAUGGUACACCAAGUUUUAUGGCACAUAAUAAUAAUAGUAGUAGUAGUAGGGAAUAUCCAUGGGAAAUCUACACUCUCAAGGAGAUCCUUCAUGCCACCAACAACUUUCAUGAUGAUAACAAGAUUGGAGAAGGUGGAUUCGGAAGUGUAUACUGGGGUCGGACAAGUACUGGCAUUGAGAUAGCAGUUAAAAGGCUGAAGGCGAUGAGCGCGAAGGCGGAGAUGGAAUUCGCAGUGGAAGUUGAGAUACUUGGAAGGGUGAGGCAUAAGAACUUGUUAAGUUUGAGAGGAUUUUAUGCAGGUGGAGAUGAAAGGCUAAUAGUCUACGAUUACAUGCCUAACCAUAGCUUGAUUGCCCAUCUACAUGGCCAGCUCGCCGUCGAUUGCUUACUAGAUUGGCACCGAAGAAUGAACAUAGUUAUCGGAUCAGCCGAGGGAUUAGCGUACUUGCACCACGAGGCCAAUCCUCAUAUAAUACACAGGGACAUAAAGGCAAGUAAUGUUCUUUUAGAUACAGAAUUUCAAGCAAAAGUAGCAGAUUUUGGUUUUGCAAAGUUGAUUCCAAAUGGGGUUACUCACAUGACCACCAGGGUGAAGGGAACCCUAGGAUACUUGGCUCCAGAAUACGCUAUGUGGGGAAAAGUUUCGGAGAGUUGUGAUGUUUAUAGCUUCGGAAUUUUACUCUUAGAGAUCAUCAGUGCCAAAAAACCAUUAGAGAAGCUCCCUGGAGGGGUUAAGCGUGAUAUUGUUCAAUGGGUCACCCCAUUUGUCCAAAAGGGUGCAUUUGAUAGUAUUGCUGACCCUAGGUUGAAGGGAAGAUAUGAUCGAGCACAACUUCAGGCAGCAACCAUGAUUGCCAUGCGGUGCACCGAUAGCAAUCCGGAGAAUCGGCCGAGGAUGAUGAAGGUGGUGGAAUGGCUCAAUGGUGCUCUAGGGAGGACGAAGGAGAUAUCGGACGUGGAAGACAUGGUUGAUGAAGAUGAAGAUGAAGACUAUAAUCAUCUGGAUGAUGAUGACACUGAUUAUGAUGGGUAUGAUGGGGUGGAAAAAUUCAAAGAGAGAAGGACAUGA
Messenger RNA from Dovyalis caffra, 1230 nucleotides. NCBI's taxonomy places the organism in Eukaryota, Viridiplantae, Streptophyta, Magnoliopsida, Malpighiales, Salicaceae. The record is from the annotation of a GenBank genome assembly.